UCCGGAAACAAAUUACGUCAUCAAAUCGCGCCGAAAAUCAUCAACCAAAGCGAAAAGUGUCAACAGGAGCAGCGAGUGCGUCUUCUUCACGACUUUGGUGGCUGUGGUUAUGAGCAGUCCCAUGGCUGGCUCCGCCGCCUCCAGUUCUAAAGACCGUCCAGUUUCCAGGACCAGUUUCAUUCCAGAGCUACAGAGCAUGAUGUUUGCUCUGGGAGAUGCUCGCAGGCCUCUGCACGAGACAGCAGCUCUGGUGGAGGACAUUGUGCACACACAGCUCAUUACUAUGCUGCAUCAGGCCUGUGAAGGGGCCUCUCUUCGUGGGUCGAGGGUCAUUUCAGCUGAGGACAUCCUGUUCCUGAUGAGGAGGGACAAGUUGAAGGUGGCGAGGUUAUUAAAAUAUCUCCAGUUUAGAGAUUAUAAAUCCAAACUACUUAAAACUCUAGACGAUGAAGAAUCACAGCAAGAAACAGGUGCUGCUGGUGGUGUUGCCGGUGGUAACCAGCGGAGGCAGCGAUUGGCCCAGGAUUUUCUGGUGUGGAUGGAUCAGACCGGUGACUUACUGUCAUUGGCUGAGCGGCACGAAGUAGACCCCGUCAAACAAGAGCGAAUGGAGCGUUUAGAGCGUCAGACUCGAACAAUGGACCAGGCUCAGUACUCUGAGUUCUGUGAGAGUCGGCAACUCAGCUUUGCUAAGAAAGCAUCAAAGUUUCGGGACUGGCUGGACUGCAGCAGUUUAGAGCUGAAACCCAACAGCAUUGCCAUGGAGAUUCUGUCGUACCUGGCCUAUGAGACUGUUGCCCAGAUCGUGGAUUUGUCUCUGCUGGUAAAGCAGGAAAUGGCCACAAAGACCAAUCCCAUCAGUCAUGUGAUCUCUUCCAGCUACAUCCACUACAACACUCACACUGAGGUAAAGAAGGAUCCAGACUCACCUGAAGCCACGCCCCCUUCCACCCCAGGCUCCUCCCACUCUUCGAAGCCCCUCUUACAGGGUAAUGGCAGUCUGGACGGUCGCGCGAGACAGAGGAAACGCAAAAAGAGCUGUCCGGCUGCAGUGGAACCUCCCAGUGGAGCCAUCCAGCCCUGUCACAUCAGAGAGGCCAUUAGACGAUACAACUACAGACACAUACGUGCUUAUUCGAGGAGUGGGAUGGCCUUCCUCAGCUGCUGAAGAUGCAACACAUUUUACAAAUACCUGCACAAUCUUUUUCUGUUCUAUUGUUGUAAUAAAGAUUUUUCAGUAA
This is a messenger RNA of Dicentrarchus labrax (European seabass), 1241 nucleotides long. It is a transcript of the gene supt3h, whose product is annotated as SPT3 homolog, SAGA and STAGA complex component. Lineage: Eukaryota; Metazoa; Chordata; Actinopteri; Moronidae. The coding region runs from base 110 to 1168 and encodes 352 amino acids. The record is from RefSeq and is a predicted model, not a curated record. Gene Ontology annotation, biological process: transcription by RNA polymerase II. Gene Ontology annotation, molecular function: transcription coactivator activity; protein heterodimerization activity. The transcript has 12 exons.